GCAGUUUUUAUUUGUUUGUCGUCGAGUUUGCUCCGUGCUCCGGUCGCUCGUUUGGAAAAAAGGAAAAAGGGGGCGGAAAUAGGUUUAAUUAAAUAUUUUGAGUGCCUCGGCUAACGCAGCAAUUAAGUGAAUGUGCCAAACGUGAGAGUGAAAACAAGCCGUCGUCACUCAACAAAGGCUUUCUGGGAGCGUCCUGCGAUUGAGAAACGCGUGAGGAAUUGUGCAAAAAAUCAAUUCUUCGCAGCAAACUAGGCAAGAAUUCUUAGGAUCCCAGAUCUGAAGACAUUCUUUAUGUUGUCUGCUAGUUUUAUGACGCAAACUCGAAAAUAGCAAAACUCUUUGCAUAGGCUCUUGACGAUUUAGCCAUGUUUACGUAUGCCAAAAAGCCAACGUUUUGCAGUUAUCUCGAAAAUGUAAGGAAGAGACGAGGUGGAUUUCCCAGCUGAAGAAACGCAACCAAAGAAGCUGCCAGUCCUCAUAAUCGGCUUUUUGCCACCCCUCAGGCUGAAGUUCCUGAGUUCCUUCCAUCCUCAUACCAGUAAACUAAAAACAAAAGCCAAAUGACUGCCAACAGUCUACUUGGGAGGUCCAUACUCAAUGAAGGACGCUCGAAUAAGCGCUCUUUCGUGUCCCUUAUUGUGGGCCUGAUCGUGGGCUUCUGCCUGGCGGAGCUGUUUGUGUACUCCUCGACGCCGGAACGAAGUGAAUUCAUGCCGUACGAUGGCCACCGGCACGGCGAUGUCAACGACGCCCAUCACAGCCACGACAUGAUGGAGGUCUCUGGGCCGGAACAGGAUGUUGGCGGACACGAGCACGUCCACGAGAACUCGACCAUUGCGGAGCGACUGUACAGUGAGGUGCGAGUGCUCUGCUGGAUCAUGACCAAUCCGAGCAACCACCAGAAGAAGGCCCGACAUGUGAAGCGCACCUGGGGCAAGCGGUGCAACAAGCUGAUCUUCAUGAGCUCGGAAAAAGACGAGGAACUGGACGCAGUGGCUCUGCCGGUGGGCGAGGGGCGAAACAACCUGUGGGGCAAGACAAAGGAGGCCUUCAAGUAUAUCUACGAGCACCACAUCAACGACGCCGAUUGGUUUCUGAAGGCCGACGACGACACCUACACGAUAGUGGAGAACAUGCGGUACAUGCUGUAUCCCUACAAUCCGGAGACCCCGGUCUAUUUUGGCUGCAAGUUCAAGCCGUACGUGAAACAGGGCUACAUGUCCGGCGGUGCCGGAUACGUCCUCAGCCGGGAGGCAGUCCGUCGGUUUGUUGUCGAAGCCCUGCCCAAUCCAAAGCUGUGCAAGGAGGAUAACACAGGUGCCGAGGACGUUGAGAUCGGCAAGUGUCUGCAGAAUGUAAAAGUUCUGGCGGGGGAUUCCCGGGACUCCAACGGACGAGGUCGCUUCUUUCCGUUUGUUCCAGAGCACCAUCUGAUUCCAUCGCACACGGACAAGAAGUUCUGGUACUGGCAGUACAUCUUCUACAAAACCGAUGAGGGUCUUGACUGCUGCUCGGAUAAUGCCAUAUCAUUCCAUUACGUCUCUCCUAAUCAAAUGUACGUGCUGGACUAUCUGAUCUAUCAUCUGAGACCCUACGGUAUUAUAAACACACCCGAGGCAUUGCCCAAUAAGCUAACCGUGGGCGAGCUGAUGCCGGUGAUCAAGGAACAACCAACGGAAAGCACGAGUGACGGGGUCUCCAAGAGGUCCGCCGAUACAAAGACGCAAUAAUAGGGACAGACGGAUAGACUCUUAAUGUAUAUAGAUAGCUUUUGUAUAUAUUUAAAGAUAAUUUUGUAACCCCACAUGAUGAGUCACUAUAAGCUGUGCUAGCAUUGCCAUUACCAA
Molecule: messenger RNA, 1847 nt
Organism: Drosophila suzukii
Lineage: Eukaryota; Metazoa; Arthropoda; Insecta; Diptera; Drosophilidae
Gene: C1GalTA
Product: Glycoprotein-N-acetylgalactosamine 3-beta-galactosyltransferase 1
Cellular component (GO): membrane
Molecular function (GO): N-acetylgalactosaminide beta-1,3-galactosyltransferase activity
Source: RefSeq, a predicted model, not a curated record